Molecule: messenger RNA, 3555 nt
Organism: Plutella xylostella (diamondback moth)
Lineage: Eukaryota; Metazoa; Arthropoda; Insecta; Lepidoptera; Plutellidae
Molecular function (GO): protein binding
Source: RefSeq, a predicted model, not a curated record
GCUAGGAACUAACUCGAUAGUUUAUUUUCGCAUUUGCAAUUUCUGCAGCCAAUGUUUAUAAUGCUUUAUUUUGUUUAAAUUAAUAUAAUUACAAAAACAAAGUAUCUACCUAUAUCUCUGUUGAUUGGCAUUGGAGAUCAUUCAUCGCGAUAUGUCAGGUAUUUUGACCUUAAUUGUUUUCCUAUUUUCGUAUGGAAUUCAUGGAAGUGCGGCUUGUGAAAUCAUAAAUGAGCCAAACAGCUGCAGAAUCAAUGCAAUAUGCUUCGGUGACUUUUAUUAUAACCUUGGUCUUAUGGCGAGAGAUAAUUACGAAUGCCAAGGCUCAAACACAUACAUAAAUAAUGGUGGUGAACUACAUGUUAAGUACAGAGGUUUCGACUAUGCUAGUAUACAACGGCUAGAUUACGAACACUUAUAUUAUAUUGUUGAAUUGAAUUUUGACGAUAAUCUGAUUAGUGAAAUACCUGUAUUUCCAGAAAUGAAUAACUUGAGAAUACUUAGUUUUGAAAGAAGUGGAUUAACAAAUGCUAACUUAUUUAAUGAAUUUGAACUGUUGUCUCUCACGGAAAUAAACUAUUCUCAUAACACAAUUAACAAAAUUAUUGACAAUACAAAUCAACAUGCCUUUAGUAAGUUGCAAAUUUUAAACAUCUCAAAUAACUAUCUUGUUAAUAUACCGGAUUCAAUAUUUGAAGCACUUACGUCUUUAGAUAAGCUUGAUCUGUCUUAUAACUACAUUGAUGUUUUGAACUUUAUGACUUUUGAAGGAAUUAAGCAUAUAAAAUACCUUAAUUUGAACCACAAUCGUAUUUCUGGCUUAAAUUUAUCUUUACUAAGGUUUAGGGAACUUGAAGAACUAUAUCUGUCAAGUAAUAAGAUAAGCAACAUUGCCGCAAAAGAUUUCGAGCAUUUUGACGGUUUAAAAGUAUUAGACCUCAGUCAAAAUUUAAUUGCAAACAUUGAACACAACGCUUUUCAAAAUAUGAAAGUUGUAGAAAAUAUAAACCUAAGCUAUAACAAAUUAGAAAUAAUUGAUAAAGACACACUUAGAGACCUUAAUUCGUUGGAUAUCUUUGACAUUUCGAUGAAUAGCCUAAGAACAAUACCUAAAGAGAUAUUUAAAGACAAUUCUAUAUCAUCGCUUGUAAUAACAGGUAACAAUUUAGAAGGUAUCUUAACUAAGUUUAUGUUUCAGGGUUUGACAAAAGUAACAGACAUUGAUUUGAGUUUUCAAUCCAUAAAAACAUUGGAGGAUUAUGCUUUUUAUGGGCUGACUAACCUUCAGUCACUUAUAUUGAAUAAUAAUGCUAUAGAAACAAUAUCACCAAAGUCGUUUAGUUUACUUAAUCAACUAAUUCAGUUAGAUUUAUCUAAGAAUUAUAUUGUGUCUCUUAGUUUUGAAAAGACAGAUUUACUUCGUUUGAAAUCAUUAGGUUUAGCUAACAAUAUAAUAAAUCAUAUUCGGCAAAGCGAUUUAAGCUAUUUAAAUGCGCUGAUACAUUUGGAUUUGUCAAAUAAUUAUAUUUCUCAUUUUGAUAUUGACUCAUUCAAGAGUCUUAGUAAUUUAAUCAACUUAAAAAUUUCGGAAAAUCCUAUUAAUGGUUCUCUAGAGGCAAACACAUUCUUUGGUUUAAAUUUGCUGCCUAGCCUGGAUAUAUCACAAACAAAUUUGACUACUUUGAGAAACGCCUCGUUCAGUGGGAUGAAUCAUUUAAAAGACUUGAAUAUUUCAAAUAGUCAAAUCAAUGAAAUUCAAUAUAAUUCUUUUAUUUAUACGGAAUGUAUUGAAAUACUCGAUUUGUCGUUUAAUAAAAUAAUGCAAUUUAAUGUUAACACGAGCCAUCUAAUACAUUUAAAACAACUUAUUUUAAACAACAAUCGCUUAACUUAUUUCUAUUCAGAAACAUUAAGAGGCUUGUUUGCACUUACUGAUUUAAUGAUGUCUGAGAAUCAAAUAAAACAUAUAUCUGAAGAUGCAUUUGAUAGUCAAAACGAUCUCAGAAGUUUAGACUUAUCAUACAACCCAACUUUAAAUUUAAAUAUGAGUAUGAGUAUAAUACAGAGUUUACGUAGUCUUUACAAAUUAUUCUUAUCAGGAGCAAAUAACCAAAUAAAUUUUAGCCUUCUUCAAAAUAGUAAAAUAACAAAAUUAGUUCUUUCGCAUGGUGCUGUAACUAAUAUUACUGCUAUAACGUUGAAAAACCUUAAUUUUUUAAAUGAAAUUGACGUUAGUUUCAAUAACAUUACAGAAAUAAAGGCUACUGAUUUAAUUGGUUUGACAGAAUUAAGAGAAAUUGAUAUAAGCUAUAACCAAAUACACUGCAUUCAACCGGGUUCCUUCAGAGAGAAUACCUUACUUUUAACCAUGAAUAUUUCUCACAAUUAUUUAAAAGUUAUAACUUACGGUACCUUCACUGGAUUAAAUUAUUUAAAAACGAUUGACUUGUCUUACAAUGAAAUUAAAAGUUUAAAAAGUGAUCACUUUUACGAACUCCAUGGACUUACAAAUCUGAUCGCAGAUCAUAAUAAUAUUGAUUAUGUUGGCAUAGAAGAAUUUUCUGGUACAAAUCUUGCAAUCUUGAGUAUUGGAGAUAACCCAUUACCGUGUGACAUAUUAAUAAGACUUAAAAAAGGAAUGGAGACUAGUUUUACUGUAACUGCAAUAAAAAUAGAUCAUCAUUCUGAAAACGUUGAUGGUGUUACUUGCAAUAAUAGACACGAAAAAAUGCCUUUAGAAAACGAUGACAUUCAGAUAAAUAAAACACAAGAUACUAUGCUAAAAGCUAUUUUAACAAACACACCGAUUAUGUUUCAAGAAGCAAAAGUCUUACAUGAUAUUCGCGACAUUUUGAGAAAUGCUUCCAUAAUAAAUGAAAAUAAGCAAAUAUCCACAUAUAAUCACACCAGUGAUAACCAAAACGAAGGUGUCCUUGUUAAUCUUACUUUGUCAAUCCAACGGGCCAAUGAAAUUAUGGAUGAAAUUAAAAUUACAGAUUCGUACAGUCGUACAGAACGCAACGAAACCAAUGAACUUUUAAAAAAAAUACUGCAAGUUAUAAAUAAUACUAAACCGGUAUAUCCAAAAAGCAAUAUUCCUGCAACGCAGAAAACAGCAACUGAAACUCGUGAAAAAACGCAAACAGUUAAUAAAGUUUCUGACGAAAUCCUAACACAUAUGAACAACAAAUUUAGUGAGAUAGAAAACAAAAUAAGAGAUCUUAAUUAUCGAAUUAACAAAGAUAGAAUUGACACAUUUCCUGUGACUACCGUAAGACCGAAGAAUGAAAGACUAACUGGUUCAGGUACUAGUUACAACAGUAGCUCCGAGAAUCUAGGAUCCUCCUCAAUGUUCACAGAUAUUUGUGUGGCUCUCAUACUUUUAAUACUAGUAAGUUUUGUUUUGUAUAAAAUUUAUAAAUCAAAGCGGUUCAUUCCAUCUCGUAGGUCCAUGAGUACUAGAGAGAUUGUAAACUCUAUGGAAAGCUCUAAUUUGUAAGAUUUUUAAAGAUAAACUUGAUUGCAUAAAUACAUAAAUAAACUUGUUUAAAUACAAUA